This is a messenger RNA of Chaetomium fimeti, 1327 nucleotides long. RefSeq names its product inositol pentakisphosphate 2-kinase-like protein. Gene Ontology annotation, biological process: inositol phosphate biosynthetic process. Gene Ontology annotation, cellular component: nucleus. The record is from RefSeq and is a predicted model, not a curated record. NCBI's taxonomy places the organism in Eukaryota, Fungi, Ascomycota, Sordariomycetes, Sordariales, Chaetomiaceae. Bases 1 to 1164 code for a protein of 387 amino acids. Gene Ontology annotation, molecular function: ATP binding; inositol-1,3,4,5,6-pentakisphosphate 2-kinase activity. The transcript has 3 exons.
AUGUCACACACAAACACAUCUUGCAUCCCGGUGCUGUCAUUUUUAGCAGCCGGGAACUACGAGUUCAAGUUCGUCGGCGAGGGAGCAGCAAACGUCGUUUUUGAAGUUAUUCCACAACCUGGAGAUGAGCACAGCAGUACCUUUCAAGGGUAUCUUCUGCGAGUACCAAAAGCAGAGACGAAAGCACACAACUAUGUGGAGCUCCAAGAGUAUUGGGAAACGGUUGUGAAGCCGUUGUUUGAGCCGGAAGAGCUCGUCCAACAGCGCCUCGUCAAACUCGGGAGCGAAGAAAUAGCUUCGCGCCUGAACGCAACGUUGGCACUAAAAGAGGAAACCCGAAGGCCCGAUUUCAGAGGAAGCAGAGUCGCAGUGGCCGAGUAUGGCAUGCUCGUAGAGGACAUGCGUCAGAGCCACACCGGCGACCUGACGCUCGAAUUCAAGCCCAAGUGGCUGGCCCAAUCACGGCACGCCCCUCCCUCGGCAACCCGCUGCCGCACCUGCGCGCGCGAGGCCCUACGCCAGCACACCAAGCCGCAAGCAGCGAAAAAGAGGCCGGAUGGGACCCCCUCGACCCCCCUCUGCCCCCUGAACCUGCUCGCCUGCGCCACCUCCCCCACCGCACUCGCCCACGUCACCGCCCAACUCUCCACCCUCACCCCGCCCACCGGCAGCAUCUGCCCCGCGUCAACCGCCACAACCACGACCACAACAACCCCACCCGCACAGCAACAGCAACAGAACGCCCGCCUUACCACCUGGCUUUGCACCAACACGCUCCUACCGCGGCUGCGCGCCGCCCAGCUAGCCCACGACAACGACAACAACAACGACAACGACAACAACAACAAUGACGUCAACGACCCGAACCCAGACCCCGCCAAGCUCGCGCUAGCAAUGACGCUGCGCGACUGCGCGUGCUUCGUGCGGGUGCCGGCGGACGCGGGGCGGCCGGUGGAGGCGAAGCUGGCGGAUCUGGACCGGAAGAACUGGGCGGCCAAGAUGGGGUACUGGCGGGACCUGGAGGGGCGGCUGGUGGAGGGGGGGUACUAUGAGGGGAGGGAGGUGGAGGUGGUAGGGGAGGGGGAGGUGGAGGGGGUGGGGACGGAUUGUUUGCUUGAGGGGAGGGGGAUGGUGGAAGGAGAGGGGGGGGGGAGGGAGGUUUGAAUUAGUUUGAAUUACCUUAUGAUGGUAUGAGGUAAAGUGGUGUUGAGGGUGUUCCAUGUGAUCGAAGGGUUGGGUUGGGCUUGGUUGGUGGUGUCAGGCGCUAAAUGUUGGGGUAGUAUCGUUAAUUCUGUCUAGGCAGAUCUAAUAUGCUCGAAAAAUCCAU